CAGUAAACUGCCACAUUCACCGCGGUUCUUGCCUCCUGACCUCGCGGCGGGGGCCGACCCCCAGAACGCGUUGCUCAACUCCCUGCCGGGUGCAGACUGCAGAGGCGUGCAAGGGGUGUGAUACGUGUUUGUUUGCCCACUCCAGCUAGCACGCUUUCUGAAGGCGUCAGGGGUAAUGGACGGACGCGCCGACGCGGCCGGCCGGCUGCUGCCCGCAGCGGCGGCAAUCAAGGCUCUGAAGCGCCUCACAACGCCAGUCGCAGCAACCAUCCGCUACGCCUACUCGUGGCUAUAUGCGCUGUGUGUGGGGGGGGGGGGGAGUGCAGGAGAGGGCGGUGUGGAGGCGGUCAGCAGCAGCGGUUUCAUUGUGGCCCGCAACUCGCGUGACCCCGACGUGACGCCCGACAUGAUGUGCAACCCGGAACCGACCCGUAUAGAGGUGUAGUAAGCAUAGGGAAGGCCGGAGAGCCGUCUACGUACCUGGGCUGGGCUGGGCUGAAUAAUACCCGUCGCUCAAUAGCGCCUUCCCACGGCGAAGCGCCGCUCGAUUGUAGGGGUUUGCUAGGUCAGGGGGGGGGUAGAAAGCUCAGGUUCUUACCCCAUGCUCAGGUUUACAGAGCUUUAGGAGAGCAUUAUGCACUUACGUCUAGUUUUUUAAGGGGGUGUCUGGUGAGGAAGUUCUGGGCCGCCAAAGUUGGGGGGUCGGUCCUCGUCCCUGGGGGUCCGCCGGGUUUCGGGAGCCCAUCCUGGCGGAUUUCGGGAAGCGCCCCACAAGCAGAACUAGGGGCCAAACGCAGCAGUACGAGGCUUAUAUGUGCACGCUAUGACGUAAUAAGCACGAACAAAACGUGGGAGGGCUAAGUUGCGCGUCCGGGCGUGGGCAUGUCGGGACAUGUCUCCACAGUCAACACAUCCGCACUGACACAGCUGGGCUCUGAAGCGCUGGUGCGCAUGAGUUCACAUCUAACAAGGCUGCCGAUGCACAUUGUCCAUUCGUCACGCGGCAGAGAGUUGAGCGCGUGGUGGUGUGGGUCGAGGGGAUUUCCUUGUGUAGGAUCCCGCUCGUGACCGAAGUCUCAUAACAGGACCGCUGAUGGCACGGAGUGAUAGUGCUUGUCAAGAGGAGUCGAUUGACACCACUUUGGUAUAAAAUGGAGGGGUUUUAACCCCUGAACAACAAGGUUUUGUCCGUCGGGGGGUCGGUCGUCCCCUCAAGGGGGGGCCCGGGGCAUUUCGGGGCAUGGGGUCUGGCACUUUGUUUCCUACCCCCCCCCCCUGUGUGUAGGUGUGCAGACUGCGCCAGUAAUGGUCGCUUUGGACAUGUCGGGCACCCAUACUGAUACAAGUAAGGAACCUGGCUGCAUAAGCUGUUGAUGCGGCAGCUUUGGCUACUGAGUACUAAGUGAUGAUACAGCGGCUGCUCCCGUGCUCGCUGGCAGGCAGCGGUAGGUAACGGGCAUGUGAAGCGUCAACCCAGUGGCGUUACUCCGUGCGGGUGUUGGUUGCUGUACCAACUAGGGAU
Chlamydomonas reinhardtii is the source of this 1522-nucleotide messenger RNA. RefSeq lists its product as uncharacterized. The transcript has a single exon. The record is from RefSeq and is a predicted model, not a curated record. NCBI's taxonomy places the organism in Eukaryota, Viridiplantae, Chlorophyta, Chlorophyceae, Chlamydomonadales, Chlamydomonadaceae. Bases 176 to 445 code for a protein of 89 amino acids.